Molecule: messenger RNA, 7378 nt
Organism: Xenopus tropicalis (tropical clawed frog)
Lineage: Eukaryota; Metazoa; Chordata; Amphibia; Anura; Pipidae
Gene: pde4d
Product: phosphodiesterase 4D
Exons: 15
Coding region: 997-3003 (668 amino acids)
Biological process (GO): cAMP catabolic process; signal transduction
Molecular function (GO): metal ion binding; 3',5'-cyclic-nucleotide phosphodiesterase activity; phosphoric diester hydrolase activity
Source: RefSeq, a predicted model, not a curated record
GGGAGCCAAGCCUAUGCACAAGCCAGGGCUUUACCUGGAUACACAUUUGUCUGUCUGUCCUUCUGGCUGUUCCAUCUGAUCAACAGGAGGGGACUCCCAAGUCUAAGGACUUGCAAAAGGGAGGGAAGCUGAGCAUGAAUGGGACUGUCACAUUUCAAUAUACAAACAAAAAAUCCCAUAUUUCCUUCUGUGCAAAUUUCCUUGGAAGACACUGCUAUGGCUGUCACCUACGUAAAGCUGCUCCUGCACCACUAGUUUAGUCAUUUUAUUGCAGGGGAGUAGCCAGCCUUUUAUGAGGAGCAGCGUCACUCAUGCACUGGAACCUGAGAGCACCUUGCAAUAUUAUGGCUGCUUACUAUCAACCAGGAACCUUAAGGAAAGCGAAUAUGUUCCACUGCUACGCACUCAGCUGAGAAAGACUGAACAAUGAGAUAAAUAGAAGCACUAAGGUUCAGAACCCCUCAGCUAAUUAUAGCAAUAGUACCACUUGGUACCAUUUAAGGAAGGCACUGCCUAUGGGCACAGAAGGUUGUGUGUUUUGUGAUGAGGAGGACACCAAAUUCUGAGGGCAGGAUGGCACUGCAUGUUCAAGUUGUGCAUUUUCCCGAGAACUCCUCUGAAGGCUGGAUAACCCGAGGCACUAAUGUGACUAACAAAACAUAUUCUCCCCACAUGGAGCUUUAAUACCGCAGCUUAGCUUUGCUAACUUUUUCCAGAUAUUGUAUUUUUUUUCCCUUCCCUUCUCUUUUCUGUUUUUUUUUCUUUCUCUGUUCCUUUUGUGCAUCUAAUUUACCAACACCGUGGCAUAAAUGGAUGGACCCACGCCUGUGAAACACUGUGAUAAUGUGCCCGGCACAUCCUGGGCAUUGCUGGGCUCAUGGAACACGUUAGCUGCAACAGACCGUGACAUUGGCAGCUAUGCCGAGACAUUUUGGAUUACCCCCAUUGUAAAGAAGAAGGAACAGCUGGGAAGUUAAUGUUGUGGACCCUGCGAAAAUGAUGCACGUCAAUAAUUUUCCAUUUCGGAGACAUUCUUGGAUAUGCUUUGAUGUGGACAAUGGCACCACAUCGGGACGGAGUCCCCUGGAUCCCAUGACAAGCCCGGGAUCGGGGCUGAUUCUUCAAGCCAACUUUGUCCACAGUCAGAGAAGGGAAUCCUUCUUGUACAGGUCAGACAGUGACUAUGAACUGUCUCCAAAGUCCAUGUCCAGGAACUCCUCCAUUGCUAGUGAUAUACAUGGAGAUGACUUGAUUGUAACACCAUUUGCUCAGGUACUGGCCAGUCUGCGUACUGUAAGGAAUAAUUUUGCUGCACUAACCAAUUUGCAAGAUCGAGCACCCAGCAAACGAUCCACAAUGUGUAACCAACCAUCCAUCAACAAAGCAACUAUACCAGAGGAGGCCUAUCAGAAACUGGCCGGCGAGACCCUGGAGGAGCUGGACUGGUGCUUGGACCAGCUGGAGACUUUACAGACCCGGCACUCUGUCAGUGAGAUGGCUUCAAAUAAGUUCAAAAGAAUGCUCAAUCGGGAGCUAACCCACCUCUCUGAAAUGAGCCGAUCCGGCAAUCAAGUUUCAGAAUACAUCUCCAACACCUUUUUAGAUAAACAGCAUGAAGUGGAAAUGCCUUCACCGGCCCAGAAGGAAAAGGAGAAGAAGAAGAGGCCUAUGUCUCAGAUCAGUGGGGUGAAGAAACUAAUGCACAGCUCUAGUUUAACAAAUUCAAAUAUUCCCAGGUUUGGAGUCAAGAGUGAAAACGAAGAAUGUCUAGCCAAGGAACUUGAAGAUGUGAACAAAUGGGGCCUUAAUAUUUUUAAAGUAGCGGAGUUUUCCGGAAACCGACCUCUCACAGUCGUCAUGCACACUAUUUUUCAGGAACGAGAGAUGUUGAAGACGUUUAAGAUUCCAGUAGACACCUUAAUAACAUACUUAAUGACGUUAGAAGAUCAUUACCAUGCCGACGUGGCUUAUCAUAAUAACAUCCAUGCAGCAGAUGUCGCUCAGUCUACCCAUGUGCUUCUGUCAUCUCCGGCUUUGGAGGCAGUCUUCACAGACCUGGAAAUCCUUGCUGCAAUUUUCGCCAGUGCAAUACAUGAUGUGGAUCACCCCGGUGUCUCCAACCAGUUUCUCAUCAACACAAACUCUGAAUUAGCCUUGAUGUACAAUGACUCGUCCGUGCUGGAGAACCACCAUUUAGCUGUAGGCUUUAAGCUGCUGCAAGAGGAGAAUUGCGACAUUUUCCAGAACCUGACCAAAAAGCAGAGGCAAUUGCUUAGAAAAAUGGUCAUCGACAUAGUUCUAGCAACAGAUAUGUCAAAACAUAUGAAUUUAUUGGCUGACUUGAAAACAAUGGUUGAAACAAAGAAAGUGACAAGCUCGGGAGUCUUGCUUCUGGACAACUAUUCAGAUAGGAUUCAGGUACUACAGAAUAUGGUCCACUGUGCAGACCUGAGCAAUCCCACAAAACCUUUGCCGCUUUAUCGACACUGGACAGAUAGAAUCAUGGAGGAAUUCUUCCGGCAAGGAGAUCGGGAGAGAGAAAGAGGCAUGGAGAUUAGUCCCAUGUGUGACAAGCACAAUGCAUCUGUUGAAAAAUCACAGGUGGGAUUCAUAGACUACAUUGUUCAUCCACUGUGGGAGACAUGGGCAGAUCUCGUUCAUCCCGAUGCCCAGGAUAUCUUAGACACACUAGAGGACAAUCGUGAAUGGUACCAGAGCACAAUUCCCCAGAGUCCGUCCCCUGCACCCGAUGAGCAGGAAGAAGGCAAACAAGGGCAGACUGAAAAAUUCCAGUUUGAACUGACACUGGAAGAGGAUGGGGAGUCCGAUACAGAGAAGGACAGUGGGAGUCAGGUGGAAGAAGACACCAGCUGCAGUGACUCAAAAACUCUUUGUACGCAGGACUCAGAAUCUACUGAAAUUCCACUGGACGAUCAGGUGGACGAAGAGGAGAGCCAGCUAGAGCCUAACUCCAUAGAGCAAGCGCACUCUCCUGACACGUAACAGAGCGAAAACCUUCCCCUCUCUCCCUUAUUUCAUUUUUGUUUUUUAGAAAAUGGUUUCCAAAGUGCAUGAAACAUGCCACAAACCAUGGUCACGCCUCACUUUCAUCUGCUGGGAUGUUUGUUGAUCAAAACUGACAUAAUCUACUCAGUUUGGCACUCAGGAAUAUUACCAUUUCCAUGGCGUCGGAACGUGAGCAGAAAAAAUCCUCGGAGAACGACGGACGAACAAAUCUGUGGAAAGAACAGGGCAGUCUUGGUUUUGGGGAUUUCAGGAGAAGACAGCGACGACUUGCCCCAGCUAGCGGAUACUGAGCAAGAAUCCCGCACGGAUGCCAGUGAAAGGAUAAUACAGCGGCGCAGAAGGAUGAGCUGUGGAGAUUUCAUCAUUUUCUAAUUUUAAGUCUUCCUGAUUAAAAAAAAAAAAAAAAGACUGAAAAGAAAAAAAAACCCUAAAUGUGCGGCAUUUUGUGCCGCACCGUCCUCCGCAUUUUGUAUCAUAUGUAAAACAGAGAUUUUUUUUUUUCAUUUUUUAAGAGCUUACUUUUAACAGUAAAUAUUAUAUUGAGGUAUUAUUAUAUUUAAAGAAAAAAAGUACAUUUGGAAAUUUUCAUCCGCCACUGAUUCUUUUUUUUCCAAAGAGUAACUUGCAAGUUCUCAUGACAAAUAAUGUGCUACACUGGAUGACUUAAACUCCUGGUUAUGGAUUAUUUUGCACCUUAGAAUUUCACAGCAAUGAACUGAACUGUAGAACUCCAUUCUUUUUUAUAUGCUUGCAUUCUUUUAUACACUGUCUCGCAGGAAACCCUUUCAGUACAACUUCGUUUUUACUCUUCUUUUAAGAUUGUGAUUAGCACAGAACGAAUGCAUCGGGCACUUUCCCAUUCAGUACGGAAGGUCACCCCUGGUUGCUUUUUCUGUUGUUUUUUUUGUCUUUGCUUCGUACAAAUGGCAGAGUAGGAUAACCUUCAGUGUUAAGCGCUUGUGUGCUUCUCUGGGCCCAUCGUGUAUAUCUGUGCAAUGUAACAAUUUGAAGAUCUUGGUUCCAGACCAAGGUCUUUAAGAAUGCCUCAAGCUGUGUGUUCUUUUUUUUUUUUUUUGCUUUACAGGUGUGCGUACGAUAGAAAGUCAAGUAUCAACUCUGCAAAGUGCUACAGGCACAUAUAGUCACAUUCUACCAAUGUAAACGUUUAGUAGGCACUAUGAUUGCUAACAAAAUUUACUGUACCUGAACAACUGGGUCUGGAGACGACAUAGUCCCUCUCUUAACUCCAUAGCGGCAGAGGGGUCUUUGUAUCAGAGAUUUCUUUGUCGUCCAGGCUACUGUUUAUAACAGAUUCCUAACGCUAUCCUGUGAUAGAAACCCAAGAACAUCUGAAGCAGUGAUAACCAGUCUGUGGCUCUGGACCGGCAAAGGAUUAUUGGGGUGGGGGGAAUAAGCUUGGGGGUCACAGCAUCACUAGCAUAUAGUAUGUAGGCAUUCAAUGCAAUUUAAAAACCGCUCAAUACCCACAGUCCCUUUCAGACUUGUGGCUUCACUGGUCAAAGUAAAUUCAUCUGCAUCUCAUAAUGUGUUUAGUUGCAUGCAGAUUGAUGCUUUUCAUGUUUAAACUGGCCAAAAAUAUUUUUGACUAAAAAGAGAAAAAAAAAAAAAAUGUUAAAGUUCUUGACAUAGGACUUCAGCCUUCGGCUUAGCCUUAAGUGUCUCUUACUUAUGUUCCAGAUCUUUUUGUUUUUCUUUUGUCGAGCGACGCUAGCAAACACACCUUCUACGGUCUGUACUCCAGCAACAUAUCCGUUAUUUCAUGCUCGAGCAGCGGCGCUUUACAUUGCUGCCCAUCAUGUAGACUUUUUCUCAGUGUUUAAACCUCAUCCUAUUUAUCGAUUCAUGUUUUUUUUUUUUACCCAUGUAGUGCCUGGAAUGUAACAAGUUAAAAAAAAAAAAAGAAUAAAAAAUAAAGCAAUAUUAUUUCCAAAUAUAACAUAUACCUGAAAGGGUUAACAACUGCACUAAUGGAAAUUGUCGCAUUUAAAGGAACAUGCCACCGCAUUAAAGGAAAAAGAAAAAAAAAAUUCCCAUUCAUUAUCCAUGGACAAUCAACUAGUAUGAAAAGACAUUGUUUUGUAGAUCCAGGGAUCUAAUGCACUGUACAAUCCUUUUUUUUUUCCUUAUUAUUUUUCUUUUUUUUUUAAUUCUAUUUUUUUUUUUAUUUCCCUCUUUUGCCAAAAUUCUGAGUGGCUUUACAGUCCCUGUAUUUUUUAUUUUCUGUUUCAUUUGAAUUUGAUUUGCCAUAAGUGAGGCCGUAGUGUGGCUGUACGGCCUCAGUGUCGGUUCCACGCUGUAACAGUAGACUUUAGCUUGCAAGUUGCUGUUUCACAACAACCCACAUUCAGUUUUAACCUCUGUACAGUAGGUACAACUAAAUAGCUUUCAAAGUAUAAAAAAGAAAAAAAAAAGACUUGAAUGAAAUGGAUAUACAGAGAGCUGUGUCAAUUCUUUUAAAGAGCAUAUUUAUUUUAUAUUAUGUUGUGCCAUGCAUUUUACUUUCUCACCAGAUGACCUUACCUGUAAUACAGUCUUGUUUGUCUCUGUUUACAACCAUGUAUUUAUUGUAUUGUACAUACUAUAAUGUUAAUUGUAAAUGACAAGUUGUUAUUAUGACAUCAUCUGCAAGAAGGUGGUGCGCUUAUAUCUUUAAACUCUUGGUGAGAGAAUGAAUAUUCUGUAUAUUUACUCCUUGUACAUUUUUUUUUCUUCUGUAUUAUAAUAUGUCACCUUAGAGCUUCUUUAUGGGAAAUUUGAGAGAAAAAAAAAGAAAAUGUUUGAGAAAAAAAAUCACCUAUAUAAAAAGCUGCAGGUCUUUGGUCCCAGGGCUGUGCCUUAACUCUAAAAAAAAAAAAAUAUAUAUAUAUAUAUAAGUAUAUAUUUUGUCGUGUUUUGCUGCAUUUAAAAGAGCGACAGGUGAGAGUGCUGAGGGCUGGGCAUUCCAAUAUUUAUUUAUUUAUUUAGAAGACGUCCAUGUAGGAUAAUGUAGCACUUUAGAACCUGCAUUACACCGAAGCCGAUACAAGGACACUACUAUCCGACAGCAGGGGAAACUCUGCUUGUUCUUGGCACCAAGUUUUUUUCCCAUGGCGCAUUUGGCUCAUAUAGGCUAAGGGGCAUAUAUGCUGCCAUAUUAUUGCCACAUUUUAAACGAAUAGACCCUUUGGCAGCAAUGACGCUUCUCAUAUACUGUAUUAGGGAUGGCAAAUGGAUCUUCCCUAACAGUUAUCUACAUAUCCAUGCCUGGCGAUGUGUGGGGAUAUAAAGCCCCAUGGCUUUGUAUGCUCAACCACAGAAUUGAGAAUAUAAUAUGACCAGGAAAUCUCCAUGUAUUUCAGCACAGCUCCAGAGAUAUAUUUAUGUUAUUAACUUAGGGGUUGUGGCCUAAAAAUUGACCAGUCUGCUAUUUAAUAUGGUCAAGUUUCCUUCUUAGAAAUGAAUAAUAGAAAUUGGAUAUUGUACACAAUUCUUUACUGAAUCAUGGGAUGAGAAGGGUUCCCAGGCAUAACGGGGGUCCCAUCCAGUAACACAGGUUUGUGAUCCCUGGGAAUGCAUUGCUGCAAAGCUAUGAGAGGGGUGGUACGCUCAAACGCUGCCUCCAUAUUGGGCUUUAAGAGUGCACCAGUGGUUUUCCAUGUUAUUUAUUAGGCUUUGGCUGAGGGUGCAGAUUGAAGGGGAAACCAUCUCUAGAAAGAGAGGGAGCAAUGGCACAACUUUGUCUGAUGCAGGGAUACCCUUUAUCUACCAAGUCCAGUUGUUAGAAACAUGUGACCCUCUAGCUGCCAAGGGGCGUCCCCAAUCAUCUGGCUGGGAAUAGUGAUAGCAGUGGGAGGGUUCUUUGCCUUGUGGAAAACCAAAACUGUAUGGUGGCCGGUUGCCCCCAUUUUCCAAUGCAACACAGCGCUAGUCUCUUUUCCAUUCCAUUAAUGCCCAGCCAUCACAGGAAGUGACUGUUCAGUGAAAGGGGAGAUUCUUUUUUCAUAAAUAAUCAGAGCCUCCUUUUUGACACACAAACUGUAGAUUUUAGCAGCCCUGGUCCAAAGGAUUUUGAUUGCUUUUAUUUUAAACAGUAUAAAAAGGGAUAUUAAAACAACAUCAAAUCCACAAUCACUUUUUUGCUGUUUGUUUUUUUUUUUUGUUUGUUUGUUUUCCUUUCCUUUGUUUCUUUUGGGUAUGUCACUAGGAUGGCAUCCCAUGUGAACAGUGCAAAUGGUUUAUUUUAUUGGCUUCCUAGCCUCUUUAACAGCCUAUGGGAUAGUACUGUAAAUCAGUAUCUUCAUAUGAAAUUUUUAUAUGCAAUGGAAAUAAAAGCAUGGGUUGGUUCUGCUUA